UUAUCUUUGUUUGUUAAGGGGGCGAGGGGUUAUUAUUUGCUUUUUUUAAAAAAUAAUUUUGGGAAGAUCUUGGAGAGAGAAAGUGGAAGAAAGAGAGAGAAAGUGGAAGAAAGAGAGAAAAACACUGAAGUGAGUUAUCAAUUCUGGUUGUAUGUAUCAUUUUAGAUUUACCGCUUCCCCCUUAGUAAAUGUGCAUUUGAUGUGAAGGGGUUAGCUUGCUUUUAUUUGUGUUGAAGUUAAGAGAGAUAGAAAUAGAGAGAGAGAGAGCUGUUUAAUGGAGGUGUGGAUUUUGGUUUUGAAGAAGUGAUCUUUAUAUGCCAUGUUUUGUUCCUGUUAAAACCUUUCUGAUUAUUAUUUUUUCAAGCGUCCUCUUUGUUUAGAGUUUUGCUUGUUAAUCUUUGGGAUCUGGGUUUUGAGUGUUCUAGGGCUUUCAGUUUGUUCAGCCUUUGACUGCGUUAGUCUCUUCAUUGGGUUCCCUUGCAUAUUUUUGUCCUUGUACGUUUUUCUUAAAAAAAGGGGAUUUUGACUUUCUUGAAUACUUCCAAUUCUGGGUUCUUCUCUGUGCGUUUUGCACCUGAAAAGCUUUUCUUUUUCGAACUGAUCAUGAGAUGCUAUUUGUCUCAGGUCGGAGCCUGAGAUUCUCUGUGGUAUUUCUUUCCUCUUCAUCAGUUUUUUGGUUCCUUGUGUGUUGUUUCUCUCUGAAUUGAAGUCCCUUUUAGCAGAAUUUAGGGCUUUCUUGAUCUGGUACAAGAUUCCUCCAUUUAGGUUUUGAAAGUCGAACCCAUUUCAUUAGGGGAAAAAAGGGAUUUUUGUUGGAUGUGUUAAAAUCUAUUUUUUUGUGGCGAAUUUUGAGCUGGUUUUGUUUCUGGGUUUUCAAGUGUUGCCGCUUUGAUGCAUCUCUCACUGUGGAAACCCAUAUCUCACUGUGCUGCUCUGCUCUUAGACAAGAAGAGCAGCAAGAGAAGAGAUGGGUCUGAAUCAGUGGCUGAAAUAAAAAAGAAUCCUUCGGUUCUCCGUAGACUACAUGAGAACAAGCUCCGGGAAGCUCUUGAAGAAGCAUCUGAAGAUGGGUCUUUGUUCAAGUCCCAAGAUAUGGAAUCUGAUUCUCUACCCAAGCAAGAUGAGAGCUUGGGGCGAUCAAGGUCCCUUGCAAGACUUCAAGCUCAGCGUGAAUUCUUGCGAGCCACUGCUCUAGCAGCCGAGCGUAUAUUUGAGAGUGAAGAUUCUAUCCCCGAUCUCCAUGAGGCUUUCAAUAAGUUCCUCACAAUGUACCCAAAAUACCAGUCAUCGGAGAAGAUUGAUCAGCUCAGAUCAGAUGAGUAUGCGCAUCUGUCGCCAAAGGUAUGCCUUGAUUAUUGUGGAUUUGGGCUUUUCUCUUAUGUUCAAACUUUGCAUUACUGGGAGUCUUCUACAUUUAGCUUGUCUGAGAUAACUGCAAAUUUGAGUAACCAUGCACUCUAUGGUGGUGCUGAGAAAGGCACCGUGGAAUAUGACUUGAAGAGUAGGAUCAUGGAUUAUUUGAAUAUUCCCGAACAUGAGUAUGGCCUUGUGUUUACUGUAAGCAGGGGAUCUGCGUUUAAGUUGCUGGCUGACUCGUAUCCUUUUCACACAAAUAAGAAAUUGUUGACCAUGUUUGAUUACGAGAGCCAAUCGGUGAAUUGGAUGGCGCAGAGUGCUAGGGAAAAGGGCGCAAAAGUGAACAGUGCUUGGUUUAAAUGGCCAACUCUUAAGCUUUGUUCUACCGAUUUGAGGAAGAGGAUUUCGAAUAAAAAGAAGAGGAAGAAGGAUUCUGCAGUUGGUCUUUUUGUUUUCCCAGUACAGUCUAGAGUAACGGGGGCUAAGUAUUCAUAUCAGUGGAUGGCAUUGGCUCAACAGAACAAUUGGCAUGUCUUGCUUGAUGCUGGGUCAUUGGGUCCUAAAGACAUGGAUUCACUUGGCCUGUCCUUGUUUCGACCAGAUUUCAUUAUCACAUCAUUCUAUAGGGUGUUUGGAUAUGAUCCUACUGGCUUUGGGUGCCUUCUUAUAAAAAAGUCGGUCAUGGGAAGCCUUCAGAACCAGUCGGGAUUCACUGGUUCUGGAAUUGUGAAGAUUACCCCCGAGUAUCCUCUCUAUCUGAGUGACUCUGUAGAUGGCCUUGAUGGAUUGGGUGGAAUUGAGGACAAAGAAGUUGGUGCGAAUGGUGAUAAGCCCUCUGAGAGCCGUCUAGGUUCACAGUUGCCUGCCUUUUCUGGUGCCUACACAUCUGCUCAGGUCAGGGAUGUAUUUGAGACAGAAAUGGAUCAAGACAAUAGUUCUGAUAGAGAUGGAGCGAGCACCAUAUUUGAAGAAACUGAGAGCAUAUCUGUAGGAGAAGUGAUGAAGAGCCCUGUCUUUAGCGAAGACGAGUCAUCAGACAACUCAUUCUGGAUUGAUUUGGGUCAGAGUCCAUUGGGGUCUGACAAUGCGGGUCAGUUGAACAAACCGAAAAUAGCCUCGCCCAUUCCUCCUUUUUGGUUUAGUGGCAGGAAGAACCACAAGCAGCUCUCUCCGAAGCCAACAACAAAGAUUUAUGGAAGCCCAAUAUCCGAUGAUAAAGAUGCUAACCUGGGGCAUGAUGAUCAUGUAUUAUCCUUUGAUGCUGCUGUUUUAUCAGUUUCACAUGAACUGGACCGUGUGAAGGAGAUCUCUGAAGAAGGACAAUUUGCUGGAAUGAAUGGCAGAUCGCACAAUCAUAAGAAGGCUUCAGAUCAUACACGUGUUUUGGAAAUAGAGGAAGAACAGAGUAACAGCAAUGCACUGGCUGUUGGGUCUGUAUCUGGUUCUGCAAUAAAUGGAGCUCGCCUCAAUAAUUCUUCUGUCUUUCAGAAUAAUGGCCUAGGAAAUGGCUCAACUUCUGAAAUUGCCUCGGAGAUUAAAGAGAGUGCCAUUAGAAGAGAAACUGAAGGUGAAUUUAGGUUGUUGGGGAGGAGGGAAGGAAACAAAUACAAUGGUAGCAGAUUUUUGGGGCUAGAAGAUGAUCAUCCAAGCAGGGGAAGAAGGGUAUCCUUUAGCACAGAGGAUACCCGUAAAGAGCACCUGAGACAUACUUUAGAGCCAGAAGUGUCUGUGACCAGCCUUGAUGAUGAGGAUUAUACCAGUGAUGGAGAAUAUGGUGACGGACAAGACUGGGACAGGAGAGAGCCUGAGAUCAUAUGUCAGCAUCUUGAUCAUGUUAAUAUGUUGGGGCUCAAUAAAACAACUCUUAGAUUAAGGUUUUUGAUUAAUUGGCUUGUGACCUCAUUACUGCAGCUCAAAUUACCUAAUCCAGAUGGAGAUAGCGGAGUGAAUCUUGUUUACAUUUAUGGCCCAAAAAUAAAAUACGAAAGGGGUGCAGCUGUGGCGUUUAAUGUGAGGGAUAGAAACAAGGGUCUCAUCAAUCCAGAGAUUGUACAGAAGUUGGCUGAAAGAGAAGGUAUUUCUCUUGGUAUUGGUUUCCUCAAUCACAUACGGAUAUUAGAUAAUCAACGACAGCAGCAAGGAGCUCUGAACCUCAACGAUACUACCCUGUGCCAACCAAUGGAAAAUGGGAGACACGAUGCCAAAAGUGGGUUCAUAAGAGUUGAGGUUGUCACAGCAUCUCUCAGUUUCCUGACUAAUUUUGAGGAUGUCUAUAAAUUGUGGGCUUUUGUGGCAAAGUUCCUUAACCCAGCAUUUAUCAGAGAGGGUACACUCCCAACUGUUGCAGAGGAAGAACCAGAGACAUAACUUCUCAACUCGAGCAAUCCAAAUAUCAUUUGCAAAACAAUCCAGGAGUCUGAGUGGUAGAUUUGGAAGGCCCUGAAGAGGAUUUUGCAGGUACUAGUAGUAUAUGCAUGGCUUGCUCUUCCUCAAGACUCUUAGAUGUAAGCGGGUGAAUUUGUCAAUUCAUGUUUGUUGUUGCUUGAAAAUGUCUUCUUUUUGUUCCCCCCUCUUGGGGUCAUUGUGGAGUUGUUUUUAGAGAUAUGUACCCUUUUGGAAGUCACCAUGACCUCAUUUAGGAUCUCUGCUUUUGUUUUAUACACAUUCUUCAAUCCUCCUCUCUGUAAAAAGCAGUAGCUAAUU
Hibiscus syriacus is the source of this 4059-nucleotide messenger RNA. RefSeq lists its product as uncharacterized. The transcript has a single exon. The record is from RefSeq and is a predicted model, not a curated record. The coding region runs from base 892 to 3723 and encodes 943 amino acids. Lineage: Eukaryota; Viridiplantae; Streptophyta; Magnoliopsida; Malvales; Malvaceae.